AUGCAAUUCUUGCAUCUCGCUCUCCUCACCUCCCUCUCCAUUUUCGCCCAAGCUGCGCCCGACUGGGGCGAACCUCCCUCGAGAACUAGCUGUACGACCGAGUAUGGCAAGUCUCGCCUCCCGUGGCAUACUCACUGGUCUACCUACUGGGAGCCCUGCACUACGACUCGCACGUCAACGAGAGUUGUCAUUGCUUCGCCCUCUACGAUUACGCACACCACAAUCGUGACUGAGCAGGGGCCCCCCACAACCAUCACUCAAAGCGUAACGGUGACACAGAUAUCCGGGACGAUUGUGACCGCUAGCACCACAUACACUUCUACAUCUACUGUGCCGGCUUCCGCUGGCUUCGUUCCUGUCCAGUCGAGUCUGCCGGGUUCAACCUACUCUGGCUCAGGCGGUGCAGAUCCCGUGGCCAAACGUGACACUCUUGAUCAUUCGAAUCUCGAUGCGCAAAAGUAUGUUGUGGGCGUAGAGUGCCACGUGUGGAAGCCGGGGCAUUGCGUGCAGACGGUUACGACUGUUACAUCUACUAAGCAAGCCUCUCCGACUACGAUCACCGUGACACAACAUCUGCAAACCACUGGAACGACAACUCUCACAUCUACCACCACAACAAUAUCCACGUCGAUCGUCACGAACACCCCAACUAUCGUUUCGACGGUAUACGCCGCAUGCGCAACUAACAACCUGGCCGAUUAUUACGGUACAUAUCCCAUCGCCGGCGCGUCAUUUGUUAGCACAUCCGGAGCAGACGCAGGUUCCGCAUACGACUGCUGUGUCCUUGCCCUCCAAACGCCGAACACACAAGUCUUUGUGUUUCAGUCUGCAGGUGACGGACUCCCAAGUACUUGUCAGCUCUUGAGCAACCCUUCAGUUGUGUGCGAUGGCCAGACCUCAGGCUCGUAUAUUGCAUGGUCUGCGGGCACAAGUCUACCCUUGGCCGCUGUUGGCAACGCGUACUGCGGAGAAGUCACCUCCUUCAGCAUUGUCGGUUGAACAGCUGUCAUCAAAAAGGGAUUUUGCGCAGACGUAUGUUGUCGAUCAUUGACGCGCCGAUUCCUUUCCAUUUCUUGG
This is a messenger RNA of Neohortaea acidophila, 1077 nucleotides long. RefSeq lists its product as uncharacterized. The coding region runs from base 1 to 999 and encodes 332 amino acids. The transcript has 3 exons. The record is from RefSeq and is a predicted model, not a curated record. NCBI's taxonomy places the organism in Eukaryota, Fungi, Ascomycota, Dothideomycetes, Mycosphaerellales, Teratosphaeriaceae.